This is a messenger RNA of Sinocyclocheilus rhinocerous, 727 nucleotides long. RefSeq names its product dual specificity protein phosphatase 13-like. The record is from RefSeq and is a predicted model, not a curated record. Bases 1 to 555 code for a protein of 184 amino acids. Gene Ontology annotation, cellular component: cytoplasm. The transcript is spliced from 3 exons. Gene Ontology annotation, molecular function: MAP kinase phosphatase activity; protein tyrosine/serine/threonine phosphatase activity. Gene Ontology annotation, biological process: negative regulation of MAPK cascade; protein dephosphorylation. NCBI's taxonomy places the organism in Eukaryota, Metazoa, Chordata, Actinopteri, Cypriniformes, Cyprinidae.
AUGGCCCGUAAAUAUAGCAGCAAAGAGUAUCUGUCAGUCAAGGACCUGGAGAAAGUUUUGGACUCGUGUAAGUUAAACUUGCACCAAAUCGAUGAGGUCUGGCCAAACCUGUACAUCGGCAACGUAGGAAUAGCGCAGAACCGAAGCGCCCUGCAGAACCUCGGCAUCACUCACAUUCUGAACGCCGCUCACACCAAGAGAGGAAGCAUCGGGGACCAGAACUACUACGGCACUAGUUUUGUGUACUGCGGGAUCCCCGCUGACGACUCCACACACUUCGAUUUGGACGUUUACUUCAAACCGGCAGCAGAAUUCAUUCAUAAAGCUCUCAACACUCCUGAUGGAAAAGUUCUGGUGCACUGCAUCAUGGGAAUGAGCCGCUCCUCGUCGCUGGUGCUGGCGUACCUGAUGCUCUAUCACGACAUGCCUCUGCACGCGGCCAUACGGCGCAUCAUCCAGAAACGAGCCAUCUAUCCCAACAGAAACUUCCUGGCUCUGCUGCUGGACCUGGACCUGCAGAGGAAGAAGAAGCACAGACGAUGUGUCCUGCUGUGAGCAAACAACUACAGGACUGAUCACGUGAUGAACGAUCACGACACCGCGUCCUAACCAGGCCACAUGUGACAAGUGCUUUGAUUCUCCACACUGAACGCGAAAACAUAAAUGCAAUCAAUAUGUGAUGCUUACAGUAAUGUGGAGCUGGAAUUUGGACCAAUGAGAUUUGAUU